AUGUUGAUGGCUUCCCGAGGAUAUUUGGUUUGUCUUCCUAGACAAUGGCGAGCAAAAGGACUUCGACGUGAGAUGGCUGCCCAAAUGAGUCCAAACGAAGAAGAUCUGAUUGCCAGGCACAAGCUCAAAGUUACGCCGACAGAGAUUGCGACGAUUCCUCUUCUAGUCAUAGAGCCUCCCAACCUAGCCAGUGAACACGAAGGCAAGAUCUUGCUCAACUUCUUCGGUGGCGGAGUCAUCAUGGGCAGUGCUCGCGAAAGAGCGGCGCUGCUUAUGGCAGCAGAGAUGCGUAUUCGCGUUUAUUCCGUAGAGUACUCCAAGGCACCCGAGUCUCGAUACCCGGUAGCCCGUGAUGAGGCGUUCGCCGCCUAUCGUGAACUGAAUAUAUAUGGAAUGGGUAGUUCUGCGGGAGCGCAAAUUUUGGUGUUGAUGCUGCUUGUAGCGCACUCCGAAGGGAUUCCAAUGCCUGCACGUCUAUUCCUCUGCACUCCUGCUCUUGAUCUCAGCGGUGCUGGAGACUCCAUGGUGAGCAAUGAGGGCAGGGACAUCAUGCCGGCCAGUUUCCUUUCUGCCAUGGUGCAGCGAAAUUACCAGCCCAAUGAUAUAGAUCUCACAGAUCCAUUAUACUCUGAACUGCUGGUCUCUGAGGGUAUGUUGCACGGAUUCAACUGGAGUGAGACUUUACCGGAGGCUUUUCAGCUUCGUAAGACUGUCGAAGAGUUUUUGGCUUCAAGCUUGUAG
Molecule: messenger RNA, 741 nt
Organism: Talaromyces proteolyticus
Lineage: Eukaryota; Fungi; Ascomycota; Eurotiomycetes; Eurotiales; Trichocomaceae
Product: Alpha/Beta hydrolase protein
Exons: 4
Coding region: 1-741 (246 amino acids)
Molecular function (GO): hydrolase activity
Source: RefSeq, a predicted model, not a curated record